This is a messenger RNA of Papilio polytes (common Mormon), 897 nucleotides long. RefSeq lists its product as uncharacterized. The coding region runs from base 122 to 850 and encodes 242 amino acids. The transcript has 3 exons. Lineage: Eukaryota; Metazoa; Arthropoda; Insecta; Lepidoptera; Papilionidae. The record is from RefSeq and is a predicted model, not a curated record.
UAGGGAUCGUCCGCGUCGUUCGCGGAUUAAUCCAUCUGCUAUCUCUUGCGGCGUAUAGUCGCCUGGUACACCCGGUUCACUUUAUCCCGACUUUUUAUCCCGAUAUCCGGGUUUAAUCCAAAUGGAAACGUUCAUACUGAUUUUAUUAAGCUUAGCUUAUACUCAGUGCUACGGUCAGAGUAGUUAUUACUUCGAGAAUCAUAAAUACUGUGAUGAUUUAUCGCCGUACUUCGGUGAAAUUGAUUUGGACCAGAUAUCCGGAGUCUGGUACGGCGUUGAGAAGAUUCCACAUUCUAAGGGAGAGUAUAAAAUUGAACAUACCAAGGAAUGUUUUCAUAUUGACAUAAGGGAAGUGCAUAUACAGCCCACGCCGCCUACAUCGUACCUCCCGUUGACAAAUUCUCCAUACGUGAGCCGCACGUACGGCCUGCCCGAGCAGUACCGCAUCCGGCACUUCGUGCUUGAAUGGAACGAGGGUCUCUGGAGAGAUGAGUACCACAUCAAGGUGAACACGUCGCAUAAAGGUUUCUGGCCCACGGACGUGCCCAAUAGAUCGGUUGAGAAGAUGUACCGGUUCUUUGGUGGAGUGAUACAAGUGUUGAAAGUAGCAAAGACUCACUUGGUAUUGAAUUUCUGCAUGCGUCUGCCGCACUCCCAGCUGUACAGCGUCGUGUUAUCCAGAAACGAGAACCAGCUGACACCAGAAGACCUCGCCAGCAUUCACAACAUCUUCACACUCAAACAUCUAUCAACCUCCGCUUUGCAACGUGUCUGCGAAAACUCGGCUACAAAUAUUCAAUUGACUGGAACUUUAUUCGUCAUAGUUGCGUUUUUAUUAGCGAGAUGUUGAUGAUUGUAGUUUUAUUAUGUAGCUUUUCAUGUUCACCAAAUGUAAUC